Messenger RNA from Ictidomys tridecemlineatus (thirteen-lined ground squirrel), 1624 nucleotides. It is a transcript of the gene Rabepk, whose product is annotated as Rab9 effector protein with kelch motifs. Lineage: Eukaryota; Metazoa; Chordata; Mammalia; Rodentia; Sciuridae. The record is from RefSeq and is a predicted model, not a curated record. Gene Ontology annotation, molecular function: protein binding.
CAGAGCCUGGCGGAUUCUCCGCGCAGCUUCGGGCUACCCCGUGCCCAGUCUGGCUGAACCCGGGUCACAAGCCCUGAGGGACCCCGUAGAUCCGGCCAGAGACACCGACUGGGACGCGUAGUUGUCUACCGCUGAGCGAGCCGAGAUUUGUAGUUUUCGAGUGUGGCCAACUAUUCUUUUUCUUCCCCUUCCCUUCCUUGUGACUCUUCCUAGGGGAACCGGCGAGACCUUUCCGAGGCAAAACGGCGAAGUGGGUGACUCUAGGCAUUCACUCGUUUCUCAUGCCGACCCUGUUAAGCACUCUCCCACCAGAACAUCUUCAGUUAAAAAUCGGAAGGACUGAUAAAACUGCGAGGCCCAGAAGUUAAACUUGCCCAAAAUCUCAGGAAAGAAACGGUGGAGCCAAGAUUGGAAAAUAGAGCAGAGGAUCUGGUCUCCCAGUUCUGUCAUUUACGUGGGACACCAUGAAGCAGCUGCCAGUCUUGGAGCCUGGAGACAAACCCAAGAAAGCAACAUGGUACACCUUGACUCCCCCUGGAGACAGCCCCUGUGCUCGAGUUGGCCACAGUUGCUCAUAUUUACCCCCAGUUGGUGAUGCCAAGAGAGGGAAGGUCGUCAUUGUUGGAGGAGCAAAUCCAAACAGAAGCUUCUCAGAUGUGUACACCAUGAAUCUGGGGACACACCAGUGGGACUUAGCUACCUAUGGGGGCCUCUCGCCGCGGUAUGAACAUGCCAGCUUCAUUCCUUCCUGCACACCUGGCAGCAUCUGGGUAUUUGGAGGGGCCGACCAGUCAGGAAAUCGAAAUUGUCUCCAAGUCUUGAAUCUUGAAACCAGGAUUUGGAAGACACCAGAAGUGACCGGCCCCCCACCAUCUCCAAGAACAUUCCACACAUCAUCAGCAGCUAUUGGAAACCAGCUCUAUGUCUUUGGAGGUGGAGAGAGAGGUGCCCAGCCUGUGCAGGAUGUGAAGCUGCAUGUGUUUGACGCAAAUACUCUGACCUGGUCACAGCCAGAGACAUUUGGAAGUCCUCCAUCUCCCCGGCAUGGUCAUAUGAUGGUAGCAGCAGGGACAAAGCUUUUCAUCCAUGGAGGCUUGGCAGGGGACAAAUUCUUUGAUGAUUUCCAUUGCAUCGAUACAAGUGACAUGAAGUGGCAGAAGCUCAGUCCCACAGGGGUCGCCCCAGCAGGCUGUGCUGCCCACUCAGCUGUGACUUUGGGAAAACAUAUAUAUGUCUUUGGAGGAAUGACUCCUACCGGAGCACUGGACACAAUGUACCAGUAUCACAUAGAAAAACAGCUAUGGUCUCUCCUUAAAUUUGAUACUUUGCUGCCCCCUGGACGUUUGGAUCAUUCCAUGUGUAUCAUUCCAUGGCCAGUGACAUCUACUUCUGAGAAAGACUCAAAUUCUGUUACCCUAAACUGUGAAACUGAGAAAGGGGAUUCCACCGACAGAGUGGCACCAUGUGGCAGCACAUCUGAGGAAAGCCAGAGUGACAUACUGCUAUGUUUUGUGUUUGGUGGGAUGAAUACAGAAGGGGAAAUCUAUAACGAUUGUAUUGUGACUGUAAUUGACUAAAAAAAAAAAAAAAUUGUUACUUUCAUUAAAGUUAAGAGAAACCUUAA